Molecule: messenger RNA, 561 nt
Organism: Durusdinium trenchii
Lineage: Eukaryota; Dinophyceae; Suessiales; Symbiodiniaceae
Source: the annotation of a GenBank genome assembly
AUGAUACGGUCAGGUGUUGAACUACUUUGGCAGUCAGUGAACGUGCUGAUCACCUACUGCGGUUGGAAGCAGGAUGAGCUCUUUCUGUUUGGGUAUGGUCAAGGAGGCACCGUGGCUUUGGACACGGUCCUUGGGCCAUCACAUACACCUUGUGGGUUUGGUGGGGUCAUUGCUGUUGCGAGUGAAGUACUUCCUGAACGAAUCGCACAUCUAGAUGCAAGAGGAGGACGAGAAGUAGCCGUCUUACUCAUAAAUGGUGCGAUGGACAGGGAUGUCAGCAGAAAGGCGGCUGAAGCAUCUGCGCAGAAGCUCCGCCAGGCGGGAAGCAAUGUGCAGCUUUGCGUCUUCUCAGAUCGAGGGUCUGAGAUGUUACGUGGAUAUCAUGCUGAAGAGUCAAUAUGCUUCAUGACAUUUUUUUCUGAUCAUUUGAAUGGAGUUGGCCGCAAAGGAAGUGAAGAAGCAAUGCGCAAGAUAGGUGCUGAACCAGUGCUGGGCGAAGCGCCUGUUCGAACGAACUCAGCGGAGGUUUCAUCAGCACAUUCGCUGAAUGAGAUGGACUGA